Molecule: messenger RNA, 1425 nt
Organism: Papilio xuthus (Asian swallowtail)
Lineage: Eukaryota; Metazoa; Arthropoda; Insecta; Lepidoptera; Papilionidae
Exons: 3
Coding region: 78-923 (281 amino acids)
Biological process (GO): regulation of transcription by RNA polymerase II
Cellular component (GO): transcription regulator complex; nucleus
Source: RefSeq, a predicted model, not a curated record
AUUUUCAUUCGUGUUCGCGAUAGGUGGCCGACAUUUUGUUGUGACGUUGUGACGCAAGCUAAAACGAGAACUAGAAAAUGCCAUUGAAUGCCGUCGGAUGGACCACAGAAGAGGACGAGAGACUUGUUGAAUUAGUGGAACCGCAGACUUGUUUAUAUAAUUAUUUUGAUCCAUCGAGGAAGAAUAUUUUGGCUCGUGAAUGUACAUGGCAAGAAAUAGCAACAGCUUUAUCGAAGCCAGUCGAGGAAUGCAAGAAACGCUGGCGUGGUCUGCGCGAUGGCUUCAUGAGAAGCAAGCGACUGGGCACUCUGCAUAAAACUAAAGCCAACAUAUUUGAGAAGCUCCAAUUCUUAUUUGAAGGCACAGAGCUUGGAGAGGUGUCCGUUAAAAUGGAUGAUGAAGUAAAAGAUGACAUGCUUAUAGAAACAAUUGUAGGCCCAGAGCAAGUUAUUACUGAUAACCAAGAAUACUAUGAAGUUAGUGAAGUUACAGUUGUGGAAGAUACACAAGAACCUCAAUUAAAACAAAAUGCUUACAUUAAAAUAUUGCCAAAGACGGAACAAAACUCUAUGGAACCACCUAAGAAGGUAAAAAGAGGUGCAGGUAGGAAGAAAAAUUUACCAGUUCCUAGAAAUGUGCCUCCGGUUAAAAUACUACCAAAACCAUUGGUAGUUAAUGGACCAAAAACUUAUGUUAGAUAUGUAGAAGACCAAAAGACACCUGAACAGAGGUCGCAAGUCAUUGAUAAGUUAAUAGAAAAAGUUCUUAAAGAAAAUACAAAUGAAAUAGAUGUAUUCUUCAGAAGUAUGGCGGCUAGUGUUAAAAAAUUACAACCGAAUUUGAUUCCUAAAGUGAAAAUGGAAGUUUGUAAUGUAAUAGCAAAAUAUGAAAUGCAAAGUUUUGAUAAAAACUUACAAAAAUAAAUAACUGUGGGAAAGUGACAAGAAAUUAGUGAAUAUUUACUUGUGAUGUGUCAAAGUACUGAUUACUUUAAAAAGGAUUUUAGUAUGACAAUGGUUUAGUCUUGUGGUAUGUAUUAUAUUAAAACUUCAUUCAAGUUUAAUUAAACAAUUACAAUUAUAUGUAAUAGUUGUAAUAAAAGUUUUAUUGCCUUAUAGUGUUUUGGAACACAAUUUAGUCCACACUUAGGUGAAAACAUGUUCGAAUUAACGGCAAUAAUGUAUGGUGAAUGUGAGAUAUUAGGAUUAAAUGUUAAAUGUUGGUUCAGUAAAUGACAGAUAACUCUGUAUACAGUAGCAAACAUUAUUAUUUCAUGUACAGCCAUAGACAUAAUUUUUUUUUCUUACCAAACUUUGGUUAUAUAAGAACUGGUUCUAUUGUUGUACCGGAGAUAUUGUUAAGGAUGACUAAAUUUUUAUUACUGUUACAUGUACACAAUUUUGUAUAUAAAUUUAUCAUUUUUAA